AUGUGCUACAAGACCAACUAUGAGCCUUAUUCUCGCGGAAGCAUUGACAGCCGACGCUCGCCCCCGCCAGAUGAGCUGCUGCUCUCACCGUUAGCAACGCUCUACCCGCAUGUCGCUGCCUUACAGGCUCAGUACAAUUCCAGCAGUAGCACAUUCACCGGCUACCAAGAUACGGAAUAUUGGGCCGCAGCCUACACCACACAGCCGCUGGAGCAAGUCACAUCUCGUCGUACCUCGGAUGCUCUACCAUGCCGCUUCGUCUCUAAACUACGUCGCCUUCUCAGCCGCGAUGAGCUGAAGCAGCGCCGGGGAUCCCGAGCGACUGCAUAA
Molecule: messenger RNA, 330 nt
Organism: Penicillium olsonii
Lineage: Eukaryota; Fungi; Ascomycota; Eurotiomycetes; Eurotiales; Aspergillaceae
Source: the annotation of a GenBank genome assembly